AUGACAUUACAUGCAUCAGCAUUAGGAUAUCAUAAUAAGAAAACAACAGAUUCUUAUUUAAAGGGUAGACCAACAUUACCUGUUGAACUUGUUGACUUUAUCAACUCAAACUUUAAUAUUGACCACGAUGCUAAUAUCGUUGAUUUAGCUUCUGGUACUGGUAAAUUUACAGAACUAAUGUUUAGUUAUGGUGGAUUUAAUAAUAUUACAUGUGUUGAACCAAGUCCCGAUUUUAGAGAUGCUUGUUCACAGAUAUUACAAUCGGUUAUUGAUAAUACAGAGGAUCAACAAGUUAAAAUGGUACAGCUACAUCGAUCCCAUUGGCCGAAUAACUCUGUCGAUGCAUUAUUUGCAUCACAAGCAUUCCAUUGGUUUGCCAAUGAUGAUGCCAUCAAAGAGAUGGUACGUGUACUCAAACCAGGUGCACCAUUAAUCUUUGUAUGGUGUGAAGCAGAUACCUCAUAUCCAUUGGUUAAAGCCACUACCGAUAUCUUUCACGAAAAGUACUAUGAUGGCUGUACACCACAAUUCCGUGCUUACAAGUGGUUGAAUCUCUUUACUAGUCCAAGUGAACAAACAAAGUCACUCAUCAAUCUACCAUUAAACUGCAAGAAACCAUUCCCAAUGCUACCACAUUUCAACCGUGACAGUCUUAGAGAUAGAAUCUUUUCCAUCUCUUACAUUUCUCUAUUCUCUGACGAAAAGAAGAAACAAAUGAUGGAUGAAGUCUAUGCUGCCAUUGACGCUCUACCAGAAUACAAAGAUAAAGAAUCAUUUGAUUAUCCUUACUUUGCUGAAACUUGGUGGACUUUUAAAAAAGAGAGAGAAGAGAGAGAUAUGACUAAAGAGAAUAGAGAAGCAACAUUUCAAGAUGAUGAAGAAGAUGUAGAUUAUCAAUCAACAUCGGGAGAUGAGGAAGAUGAUGAAGACUAUGAAGAGAUGACCGAAGAACAAAUGGAAGAGUUGAAUAGAUUAUCAUCAAAUGUCAACGACCCAUUUGGAAGUAGAAGACAACUUGCACCAGCUCCAGCUCCUGCACCAGCUGCUAGACCUGCUGGUCCAACCCUUGCUGAAUUAAUGGCAAUGAAUCUCAAGAUUGAGUCUGAUAAAAAGACUGCUGCUGGCAACGACCAAGAUGAAGGAGAAUGGAUCGACGGUGAAGAUAUUGAAGGAGAAGAAGGUGAAGAAGGAGAGGAAGAAGAGGAACAAGAGACAAUGACACUUUCACAUGCAAAGAGAACAGCAUCUCAUCUAGUCAUUGAUACCAACGCUAUCAUUCAAGCGACCAGAUUCGAUUCACUCGCAAGAGUAUUGUGGACCAUUGAAGAGGUUAUAGACGAAGUCAAGGACAAACGUUCAGUCGAUUUUUUAGCCUCUCUUCCAUACGAAAUCAAAACCAAGGAACCUACUCCCCAAUCGGUCAAGGCUGUCUUGGAGUUUUCAAAGUUGACUGGUGACUAUCCAUCGUUGUCGGCGGUCGAUCUCAAGGUUCUUGCCCUUGCCCACACUCUUCACUGUCAAUAUGACAAGGCCGUCCCACUCCGUACCGAACCAUUACCACUCCAAGUCAAUGCACAUGGUGUUGGAAAGAGACCAGAUCAAAUGUUACAAGAUGGUGACAACAAGAAAUCAACUACCACUACUACUACUACAACUACUACCGACGAUAACAACAACAAUGGUGAACCAGUAUUCAUCAUUUCUGAUACUCGUAGCAAUGCAAAUAGAAAGAAGAAAUUAAUCAUCGUUCCACCAAAACCAGUCGUAGAAGAAAAGAAACAAGAUAAUAAUGUAACAUCAUCAACAACAACAACAACCACCACAACAGAUAAUACUACUGCUGCUGCCACUACUGGAGACAGUGUUGACAAAAAGAAAAAGAAAAAGAAAAACAAGAAUAAGAAAAAGAAGGCUCCAGUUGUUGUUGCUGCUGUUGCCGAAGAAUUAGUUAAAGUUGAUGAAUGUUGUGAUCAUGGACAUGAUGGACAUGAUCAUCAACAUAAACAUCAAACUGAUAAACCAAUUGAAACACCAUCAUCAGCUUCUUUAUAUAAUAAUACCAACAACAACCAAGAACAAACAAACAAAAAGAAUAAGAAAAAGAAUAGUUUAAUGGUUAAUUUGGAUGAAUUGACAGAGGAUAAACCAAUCGUCGAUGGUAGAGCCAUCCUCGAACAAUUAAAGUUACAAAAAUUAAAAGAAGAGGAAGAAAAGAGAAGAAAUAAGCAAAAGGGUAUCGAUAUGGAUGGUGAAGAUGGUUGGAUCACCGAAGACAAUAUUCGUGAUAAAUUGGCUGCCGAUGAGAAUUCAAAGACUGAAAAGAAACAUGUUCCAGUUGCUUUGAUCACUUCCGAUUUCCCAAUGCAAAAUGUUAUGCUUCAAAUGGGUCUCCAUCUCUUUACCGUCAAUGGUAUGGCUAUCAAACAAGUUAGUCAAUUCGUAUUAAAAUGUUUCUCUUGUUUAAAGACAACAAUUGAUAUGAAGAGAAUGUGGUGCCCACAUUGUGGAAAUAAAACAUUGGUAAAGGCUAUGAAAUAUAUAGAUCGUAAUGGUAAUGUUACCGUUGGUAAGGGGUCUGGUAGACAAUAUAACCUUCGUGGUAAAAAGUAUAGCAUUCCAAAGAUGAAGGGUGGACAAAGACAUUCUGAUAUUGUCUUGUCCGAGGAACAAUAUAUUCAUCGUAUGAAGGCUACUGGCCUCUUUUACCGUAAACGUGCUCAUGAAAGAAAGUUGGAAAAGGCUAUGGAGUCGGGUGACCUCGAACGUUUUGAAACUAUUCUUGGAUCCAAUCCAGGUAAUGAUGUAAAGGUUGGUUAUGGAAAGAUUAAUCCAAACAUUGCUAGAAGAAAGAUUGGUAAAAAGAAUAAAUCCAUUUUAAAUAAAUAA
Cavenderia fasciculata is the source of this 2886-nucleotide messenger RNA. RefSeq lists its product as uncharacterized. Gene Ontology annotation, molecular function: S-adenosylmethionine-dependent methyltransferase activity; RNA endonuclease activity. Gene Ontology annotation, biological process: maturation of SSU-rRNA. The transcript is spliced from 5 exons. NCBI's taxonomy places the organism in Eukaryota, Evosea, Eumycetozoa, Acytosteliales, Cavenderiaceae. Gene Ontology annotation, cellular component: preribosome, small subunit precursor. The record is from RefSeq and is a predicted model, not a curated record. The coding region runs from base 1 to 2886 and encodes 961 amino acids.